UUUUUCCACAUUGAAUGACAGAGCGAGGCAAAUCCGGCUCUGGGAUGUCCGGACCGGCUUCUGCAGCCGCAGGCGGUCCUGCAGGAUUUAGCAUGGCGCGUCGCGGCUCCACGCAGUACGAGACGGCUUUCGAGGCCUGGGCAAAGUCGCAGUCGCACGUCGAUGCCAACGUACUACGACAAUUCCGAGGGGUCAUGGAAAAGAACUCGACGGCAGUCAGCACACUAAUGGACUUUCUCUCGUUGGACGACAUGAAGUCUGGUCGCUCGUACGACAAGUCUGGCAGCGAGAACGGCGCCGACGGCUCGAAAGACCUGAGCGACCCGAUGCGCAAGACCAAAUCAUCCAGGUUUAACACACUGACCAAGACGCUAAACAUGCGCAAACUCCAGUUCCGUCGAAGCGCGACGAGCGCGACCAUCACGGCUGCGUCAAAAAUGCUCGACGACCUGGAGGCUGGCGGCGUCGAUCUGAAAGACCUUGAACACCUCGAGCACAUUGCCACCACGCGCGAGGGGAAGCGUCGGUCGGCUGGAUCGGCGGCUCUGGUCGGGCUCUUUUCACCAGUCUCUGGAGACUCCUCCCCCGCCAUCGCCGCAGGCGGUAGCGAGAGCUCGUUGCCGCAACUCAUCACACCAACAAAGCCAGCCGAAAGCCCGAGCACCAUCAGCGAGCCUGACGACAACCUUCCGAUGCGAUCCACCCCGCUUGUCAAGGAGCAACGUGCGCAAACGCUGCCUGUUGGCGCCACGAUGCUUGGCGGAACAACAAGCAACCAGUCGCUUGAAGAUGCAAACCGCAACAUGCGGCAGCUGUCGGUGGAUGGAAUGGAGUAUUAUCUUCAAAAAUCAGACGGUCGCAUCAUCAUCACUGGCGGAUUGCUAGAAAAGCUUGUUGCAAAGCUGGCCGACAAGGAGUUGUUAGACACGGAGUACUUCAAUAUCUUCUUGCUAACGUUCCGACACGUGGUCUCCCCCGCCGAACUGAUGGACAUGUUGCUUGCGCGUUUCGAGUACAUGGAUGAUGACACAAAGCUGGAGGGUUCGUACGGCGUGGUGCAACUUCGUACGUGCAACUUUGUCACCAAGUGGAUGGAAAAGUCUUGGUGCGACUUCCACAAUGUCGAUCACAUGCUGCGCAUGACGGACAAGCUCAUGAAGAAAAUGCAAGAGCGGCGGUGCGACGCGCUGGCGCAACGAAUCCGCUCCACCAUGGAGCGAAAGUUCCGAGAGACAGAGCACGAUAUUGACGUUGCAGUCGAAUACUUGAAUCAAGUGCCACCGAGCGAGCUCGAUUUCGACAACAUUACUGUUCAAAGUCUCUUUGAACAGCUUACCAUCAUGGACUUGCGGUAUUUCCGUGCAAUCCGCGCCGAAGAGUUUAUCGUGCAGCUCUGGGGAAACGACGAAGAACCCAACACAUGGCUAGCCAAACACAAUCUGACCCAAUACGUCGAGUGGUUUAACAAGAUUAGUAGAUGGGUUUCGACAGAGAUUUGCCUGGCCGUAGAUAACAAGGCGCGCGCACUAAUUAUUGAAAAGUUUGUCAAAAUUGCCAAGCUUUGCAAAAAGCAUCACAACUUUAGCACGCUCUACGCCAUUCUCUCUGGAUUGAAUCAUGGCGCGGUCUUCCGCAUGAAGAAAUCUUGGGAGCUCGUGUCGCAUCGGGCCGUUGCGACCUUGAGAGAGCUCGAGCAAGUGAUGGAUCCAACGCACAACUUUGACAACUACCGAAAAUUCCUCAAGGCAAAGAACAACCUGCCAUUGCUCCCGAUUCUCGGGCUGUUCCUCAAGGAUUUGACCUUCUUGAACGAAAUUCCAAAGAAGAUGGCCACUCAAUUUAUCAACUUUUUCAAACUGCGGAGCGUGCACGAUACGGUGAACGACUUUCUCAAGUUCCAGGCGUCGGAAUACCCCACGUUCAAGCCAGACGCCAAAAUCGAAGCGUUUUGCCGAAACGUGCACUCGGCGUCAGACCGCGUCUUGUACCAGUACUCUUAUCUCUGCGAGCCACGCAGCAAUAGCUUGCACGAGAAGCUCAAGCUGAUUGAGAAUCUCGAGUCGUCCAACUUUGGCCGAGCAACACCAACCGGGUUGGCUGGUAUGCCCCCACUCGAUCGCCGGCCAUCCAUUCAGAUGCUGAAUCGCGAUGUCACCUCAUCCAUGAACUCGUUGAACUCGAACGAUGAGUUUGGCUCUCAGUUGUCCAACAACACCACCGUCCACGCGCCCCAUCCGUCGCUGCGUGCCCAGGAUAGUUUUGGGAGUGUCGCCAGUGCAGCAUCCGCGCCCAUGAUGACGUCGCGUCGCAUGAUGUCGGAGAGUGCGAGCGACGAUCGGCUCCACCCUGACUCACCCAGCGGCGACGCGGGACAUAGUGGCGGCGGCCGCAAUGGCCUCGAACACCAGAAUGUUCCCCGCUUCUUCCCCUCCUCAAAUCUUUCCUCAAAUCUUUCCUCAAAUCUUCCACCCUCCGUGUCCCCACCCGAGCUUGACAACGACCCCGAGCCGGGUGCUCGUUCGCGACGACAGUCGUAUACGAACAGUGUGACGACCCGAGAGUCGGCACAAGCAUCCUAUGCUCCACCUGAGGCGCAUGAUGAGGAGACUGCCGAAACCAUGCUUUAAUUCAACAGCGCGUGUGUGGUGGUUUUUUAUUUUUUCCCGUUUUCUUUGUGACCGAUUUUCACAAGUGCAACGUUGUUGAUUUGAGUUUUCUGCCAUGUGCAUUAUUGGCUCUGGUUUUUUUAUAUUUCAAGUGUUUGUCUGCGUUUGUAGUAUAUCUCGUAUUUGAAAUUCUUGAUCUGAA
Messenger RNA from Capsaspora owczarzaki ATCC 30864, 2808 nucleotides. RefSeq lists its product as hypothetical. The transcript is spliced from 8 exons. Gene Ontology annotation, cellular component: plasma membrane. Gene Ontology annotation, biological process: positive regulation of GTPase activity; Ras protein signal transduction. The coding region runs from base 15 to 2627 and encodes 870 amino acids. The record is from RefSeq and is a predicted model, not a curated record. Lineage: Eukaryota; Filasterea; Ministeriida; Capsasporidae. Gene Ontology annotation, molecular function: guanyl-nucleotide exchange factor activity.